This is a messenger RNA of Odontomachus brunneus, 1677 nucleotides long. RefSeq lists its product as uncharacterized. The coding region runs from base 1 to 1677 and encodes 558 amino acids. The record is from RefSeq and is a predicted model, not a curated record. NCBI's taxonomy places the organism in Eukaryota, Metazoa, Arthropoda, Insecta, Hymenoptera, Formicidae. The transcript has 2 exons.
AUGCACCACGUCAGCGAGGACACCGACGACGGCCACCCUACUUUCUUCCUGCCGCAUCACCCGGUGAUCAAGGGCUCGGGUUCGACUUUGAAACUCCGAGUCGUGUUCAACGCGUCCCAGAGAAUCGCUUCCGGCCCGUCGCUGAACUCGGUGGUCCAUAUCGGGCCGGGGCUCCAGCAAAAUCUCGGAAGGGUGUUGCUGCGUUGGCGCAUGCAUCGUGUGGCGUUCAUCGCCGACAUUGAACAGAUGUAUCGACAGAUCGCGGCCCACCCGGAGGACCAGUCGUUGCAGCGAAUUUUGUGGCGUCCCGCGCCCACUGGGCCCGUACACGUGUAUCAGCUAAGCACGGUUACCUACGGCACGGCUUGUGCUCCGUUCUUGGCGCUACGCGUACUGCAGCAGCUGGCCCAGGAUGAGGGCUCCCGCUUCCCGCAAGCCGCGGACCUCUUGGUUAGUUCCACCUACGUUGACGACGUGUUGGCAGGCGCCGCCACGUUGGACGAGGCGCUCCUACUGCAGAGGGAGAUCGUGUCUCUCCUCAGGACGGGCGGCUUCGCUUUGAGGAAGUGGGCGGCCAACAAUCCAGCAGUGCUGGAACCGGUGCCUGAGAAUUGCCGCUUACCGUUGGUGCCGCUUCGGGACCAUGCGGACCUGGGGACCCCCGUGCUGGGUGUCCAGUGGUUGCCGGAGGACGCGUUCGGGUAUGGCGACGCGUUGGGUCUACCCUCGUCGAAUACUAAGCGCAGCAUCCUCUCCACCAUUUCGCGAGUAUUCAAUCCCCUUGGCUGGAUCAGCCCGCUCGCGACUGUCACGGAGCUUCGGUUGCCCCGGUGGACCGGGCACACCCCCGGGUCACAGACCGAGCUUCGCGGUUUCUGUAACGCCUCCGAGCGCGCCUAUGCGGCUGCCGUGUACUUGGUGGUGCGGGCCCAAAGGGACCCGCCCGUGUCUCGCCUGCUCGUCGCGAAAACCAAGGUGGCGCCGGUGAAGCCGAUCUCGCUUCCGCGGUUGGAAAUCUGCGGAGCACACUUGUUGGCCCGGCUUCUGAGAUUCGCUCUGGAGACCCUCCAUCCGACGACUACAACCACACGCUGCUGGAGUGACUCUGCGGUCGUGUUGGCCUGGAUCCGACAGCACUCGUCCCGCUGGAACACUUUCGUGGCGAACCGGGUGGCAGCUAUCCACGAACUUCUUCCCUCCGCUCAGUGGGGCCAUGUGCCCACGAAGGAGAAUCCGGCGGACUGCUCGUCGCGGAGCAUGUCGCCUCGUCUUCUCCGAGAUCAGGAGUUAUGGUGGGGUGGUCCAGCCUGGCUGACACAAGCGCCCGAACACUGGCCCUGUUGGGAGCCCACGAGACCGACGAGGUGCAAUACCGUGCGAGUCCGCGACACGGGCGCCGAGCCGACGGGCGUGCCCCCGGUUCAGGAUUGCGAGGGGCUGAUCGCCUCCUCCUAUUCAAAGGCACUACGCAUCAUGGCGCAUCAAGCGCAUCACUGCGCUUCCGCCACCGAACUUCGGCGCAUUCGGUCUCCAUCACCUCCGCCGAAUAUCGGCGCACCGAGCUCAAGCUCCUCGCAAUUACGCAGCGAGGGUAUUUUUGCAUUGAAUUGGGCCACCUACGCGGAGGUCGAGCGCUGCCCUUCUCCAGCCCGCUGCGCCAACUCCACCCAGUCCUAG